Molecule: messenger RNA, 619 nt
Organism: Rhinopithecus roxellana (golden snub-nosed monkey)
Lineage: Eukaryota; Metazoa; Chordata; Mammalia; Primates; Cercopithecidae
Gene: ATP5PF
Product: ATP synthase peripheral stalk subunit F6
Exons: 4
Coding region: 153-479 (108 amino acids)
Biological process (GO): proton motive force-driven ATP synthesis
Molecular function (GO): proton transmembrane transporter activity
Source: RefSeq, a predicted model, not a curated record
CCGGUGAGCGUCGACCGACUGAAACGGCGGCCCAUAAUGCAUUGCGAUGGCGGGUAGGCGUGUGGGGGCGGAGCCAGGGCCGGAAGUAGAGCGGUGGCGGCGGCGGCGGAGGCUUUGGCAGCUCGGGACUAAGUGCAAGUAACAGAAUCAGCAUGAUUCUUCAGAGGCUCUUCAGGUUCUCCUCUGUCAUUCGGUCAGCAGUCUCAGUCCAUUUGCGGAGGAACAUUGGUGUUACAGCAGUGGCAUUUAAUAAGGAACUUGAUCCUGUACAGAAACUCUUUGUGGACAAGAUUAGAGAAUACAAAUCUAAGCGACAGACAUCUGGAGGACCUGUUGAUACUGGUCCAGAGUAUCAGCAAGAGCUGGAGAAGGAGCUUUUUAAGCUCAAGCAAAUGUUUGGUAAAGCAGACAUGAAUACAUUUCCCACCUUCAAAUUUGAAGAUCCCAAAUUUGAAGUCAUCGAAAAACCCCAGGCCUGAAGAAAUAAAGUAAAAUUAAUCUGGUAAUUUGUCAUGGGUUAGCUGUACAACUAGUUAGAUGUUUCAGAAUAAACGUGGAUUUCAUAACUGUCAAAUGAUCUUUUAAUUCUGAGUCCAAAUAAAUUAUUUGGUGAUGUUGA